This is a messenger RNA of Neocloeon triangulifer, 1792 nucleotides long. RefSeq lists its product as uncharacterized. Lineage: Eukaryota; Metazoa; Arthropoda; Insecta; Ephemeroptera; Baetidae. The transcript has 8 exons. Bases 211 to 1428 code for a protein of 405 amino acids. The record is from RefSeq and is a predicted model, not a curated record.
CCCCCUUUUUCGCCGCAGAGAAACAGAAGAGAACCAGGUGUGUGUUGUUUUGAUUGUGCGUUCGGUUCUCCGUCUUGGAGUCGUUAUCAGCAUCGACUAGGAGCGGAUGAGCCCUGAUGCGGUGAUAAGGGCGGCAGGAUGACCCUGACGAGCGUCAGCAGAUCACGUGGUGUGCGAUAAGGAGUCGUGAUAACAUGGCCGUCUUCUGACAUGCAGAACAACAACAAGGAGGCCUUCCAGCUGCUGCCCGCCUCCGCGGCCGCCUCCGACUCGGACUCGUCGCAGGUGGCCGAGUUCGCACUGCCUCCGGCCCCCAGGACCCGCAGAAAGGUCCGAAGACGAGUCAGGAGUCGAGGGUCAAGAGAGCCCGGUAGCAUUUGCUGCUGUGCGUCUCCCGCAGGUCGAGGAUGGCCCGUGGCUCUCGGUGUCUGUCUGGGCGUGGGAUGGAUGCUGGCGAUCUCGUGGGUGGCCCUGGUCGCCCACGGGGAUGUCGCCAAUCUUGACGUCAAGUUCAAAUCAGUGUCUUCUAGUUGUGAUGGGGUGAGCAACGAUUUGUUCCAAUGCAGAUCAAGUUCGAGGCAACUGCAGCUCAACCAAACUCACUUAGCAGCCAGAAUUGAAAAUAUCACGGCCUUUCUGGCAAAUAUGUCCAACCAGCUUAACAGCGUCUCAGAAGGUCUCCAAGAAGUUCAAAAGAGGGUUCAGGAGGCGCCCCAGUUGAUGACCAUUCCGAAAGACCUGAAAGAUCUGUCCAACAGUGUGGCUGACCUUGGUAGUCAGAUUGGUGAGAUGAAAUCCACAUCGAAACAGCUACAGCAGCAGACUGGAGUCAUUACGUCCAACCUAACUCAUUUAGAGACAUUUAUUAGUGAGGUGAACAGCACUUUGCAGAGUCGGCAGUUGGUAGGCGCUUCGAAGGCUGGCAGAGAGGCAGAAAAGUCCAAAUUAGAGGAGCAGGAAAAGUGGGCUAGAGAUUUGGCUACUCUGACAAAGAACGUCUCGCAGAUAAACGCCAGUCUGAGCAACAAGUUGGAGUGGAUAAAAGAUGACUUGAGCAAAGAUCAUAAACUGAUUGAAGCUCUGCAAGACCUGGGUCAAAAUCUGAGCGCCAAAGUCACCACGUUGGACGCAAACAGUAACCAAAUGAGUGACCAGCAGAAGCACAACAUGGCUACAUUUAACACCCAGCUGGCUGGGACCACAAGUCAACUGUCGGAGUUUGAUACAAAAGUUGGUAGACUGCAGGAGCAGUACCGAGUGCUGCUGACAAAGCAAGAAUAUGUCCUAAACAGGCUGGACCGCCUGGACGCCCAGCCAGCCAGCCCUCUUCCUUCCUCCACUGAGUCUGUUGUUUCAGUAUCCAAAUCUCCAGUUUCUUCGGCUUUGCCCUCUACAGAGAAAGCCAAGGACAGUCCAGCAGUGCCAUAAAGAUCCUUGACUAUCAUAUUUGGUCGAUUUUUCAGCAGGGUGCAUCUCGGGAUUAACAAAAUGCUUGCAUUUAAUUAAUUAUGGAUUGUUUGUCAGCUUGAUUCUCAUUCAGAACUUAGCACUCGACGAGUGUUUUUGUGACCCUGCCCUACUUAACCAAAGGACUUAUCUCUAACCUCCCAGUUAGUGAUCUUUAGAUUUGUCUUUGUUUGUGUCCAUUGGAGCUCUGGACAACCCCAUGCAACACGAUAAAACAAAAGACAGUUUUAAAAUCGUGUAUUCUAUAUCAAGUCAUUUGAAAUUUUAAUCUAGACUUAUUAACGACUGUUGAUUAAUAAAUUUUAGAAACAACGAAAUAUAUUGU